AUGGGUGAAAAUGGGAGUUUUCUGGCUUUGGCUGUCAUAUCUACCUUGAUAUACAUAGGUAUGUUUAUUGGCUGUCUAACUGGUGUUAAAAUUGUUUUUGGAGUGCCAUGCAUUGUUGCAUUGUUAAUCUACAAAUGGAGACAGAAACAUUUAUCAAUGUAUAAUGGAAUAGAAGAUUUUCUGCAAAGUGACAAUAACAUCAUACCUAUAAGAUACUCUUACAAAGACAUAAAAAAGAUAACCGAAAAAUUCAAAACAAAACUAGGUCAUGGAGGUUAUGGAUCUGUUUUCAAAGGACAACUUCGAAGUGGUCGUCUUGUAGCAGUCAAGUUAUUGGACAAAGCCAAGUCCAACGGUCAAGAUUUUGUUAAUGAAGUAGCUACUAUUGGUAGGAUUCACCAUGUUAAUGUGGUGCAACUCAUUGGUUUUUGUGUAGAGGGAUCAAAACGUGCUCUUAUAUAUGAAUUUAUGCCUAAUGGAUCACUAGAAAAAUACAUACAUUCUCAUGCUGAAGAGAAAUAUUCCCUGACUUGUGAAAAAUUAUAUUCCAUUUCUCUUGGAGUUGCUCGAGGCAUUGAUUACUUGCAUAAUGGAUGCAAUAUGAAAAUUUUGCACUUUGACAUAAAGCCUCAUAAUAUACUUCUCGAUGAGAAUUUCAAUCCAAAAGUUUCUGAUUUCGGACUAGCUAGACUUUGUCCUAUGGAUAAAAGUAUUGUGACAUUAACAGCGGCAAGGGGGACUAUUGGAUACAUGGCCCCUGAAUUAUUCUAUAGAAAUGUUGGUGCAAUAUCUAACAAAGCUGAUGUCUAUAGCUUUGGAAUGUUGUUAAUGGAGAUGGCAAGUAGAAGGAAGAACUUGAAUGCAUUGGCAGAGCAAUCCAGCCAAAUUUAUUUCCCUUUCUGGAUUUAUGAUCAGUUACAUGAUGGAAGAGAAGUAACAAUUGAAAAUGACACAGAUCAAGAAAUAAAAUUGGCAAAGAAAAUGAUGAUUGUUGCUUUGUGGUGUAUACAAACAAAACCUGAGGACCGUCCUUCAAUGGAUAAAGUGUUGGAGAUGCUUGAAGAAGAAGAUGGGGAGUUGCCAAUGCCUAAUAAACCAUACUUUUGUCUACAAGAUGAACCAGUAAUAGGUGUUAGAGAUGAUAAUACUGAUAGUUCAUGGUCUUCUCUUAUACAUCAAUAA
Messenger RNA from Vicia faba (fava bean), 1182 nucleotides. The record is from the annotation of a GenBank genome assembly. NCBI's taxonomy places the organism in Eukaryota, Viridiplantae, Streptophyta, Magnoliopsida, Fabales, Fabaceae.